Molecule: messenger RNA, 3279 nt
Organism: Effrenium voratum
Lineage: Eukaryota; Dinophyceae; Suessiales; Symbiodiniaceae
Source: the annotation of a GenBank genome assembly
AUGAGCGAUGCUAAAGCCCAGGGCGUGGCCGAUGCAGUGAUGGGCCAGAGCAACACGGAUGCCGGGAGGAUGGAGGUGCUGAAGCAACUCAUGGAGCAGCAGUCCGUGGGAGAUUGGAGGUUCUUGAGGCUGGAGACCAGCAGCUCGUCUUCUGAGGAGCCAGUGGAAAGCGAGCCCUUGGCCAAGAAGCCAAAGAUCGAAGUGAGGAGGAUGAACAGGGUGGAGAUGCAGGAGGAGCUGAAAGCCCAAGGCGAGCCCGUCGAACCUGGCGCCACCGUGAAUCAGCUGAGAUCUCAGCUGGUGACGGCUCGCAAGUCUGUGGAGACGCCCAUGGGCGCGGCUGAGGUCCAGGAGCCCCUGCCGGACAAGGUGGAGACGCCCGUGGACGCGGCGCAGAAGCAGGACAAGGUGGAGACUGAGGGCCAGGAGCCCCUGCCGGACAAGGUGAAGACGCCCGUGGACGCGGCGGGUGACCAGGAGCCCCCGCAUGACAUGGUGGAGACCGCGGAUGCCGCCCAGAAGCCCGAGGAGAGCCGCGGUGUUGUGUGGUCCUUGCCCACCUUGCCAGGCUCCGCGCGGUUCCAACAGUUGGCCGCGCACUGCCCGCCAGCAAGAAAGAAGAACAAGUCCUUGUACGUGGACCAAUGGCUUUUCGAGCCGAUCAAUGUGCAUGCCCUUGAAGGAGCGGGAAGCCUCCGCGCUUUCGGCCAGCUGGGCCUGCGGGGUCGCAUAGCAGACCUGCUCUCGCGGGACACCGAGAACAGUGGCAUGAUCCUCACGGUCUACCGGGACAGUGGCGCUUGCCACGGAUGCAAGGCUCGGCUUGUGUCUGGCGUGCACCUUGAGGAUUACGAGGAGCUGGGGAAGAACAAGAGCAAGAACAAGAGGCAGAAGGUCGACCCCGAGACCGAGACCAAUGAGGAGGAGCUGUACGGCAGGUUCAGGGAGCUGCCGCAGGUGGUCAGCACCUUGACGGAGAUGCGCAUCGACUCCUAUGAUGCCACCCGGUCGGCCUUCAGCUUUGGCAGGCUGUUCAAGGAGCUCUGCCGGACAGGCCUGCCGGUCUGCGACAUCGACCAGACCUUCUCGGUUGGAUACUCCUUGCUGCACCGGCACGCUGACGCGCAGCAAGUGCGGUAUUUGUUGCAGAACCGAGAGGCCUGCUACGCGGAAGUCGGGGUCCCGGACCGGGAUGAGGUGAAGAAAUUUUUCAACGGCAUCCUCAUGGGCGGUGGCAGUGAGCACUGCGAGCGCUUCAUGCUGCGCUACAAGCUCGAACAUCUCCCCCCCUUUGUGUUCAUCCUGAGACAGGAGAUGUGCAAGUUGGCGGCCCGUGACGCACAGGCCUACCCGGAGCUUGCGCAGGAGCUGAGCAAGGACGGUGGAAAUUGGAGGAGCCGGCUGCUGGAGCUGCUGCAUGAGCUGCGGGAGCGGGAGGUGACGGACAUGAUGGCGGAGCACGCUGGUGCCAAGGUCUGCGGCUGGGAGUAUGACGGGGUCCUCUUUGCUUGCCCCCCGGAAGAGCAUGCCAAGCUUACGGAGUCCCUGCAGCACAAGAUUGGCUUGCCCCUGAAACACAAGGCCUACCGGUCUCUUGAGGAGAUCCUGGCCGAGUACCAGCGGCUUCACCCGACCCUGGACUGGCAGAGCAGAGAUGAUGAUUGGUUCCAGGUGGAGCAGGACAGACGGCUUCUCCGCGCCUACUUGGUGAAGGGGACCGAAGGCGUCGACCGACUUGUUGCUGCGAUCCUCCCACACCAUGUCGCUCCAGACGGCAGGCUGGUUCGCGAGUGCUUCAAAAACUUCAGCUGCUCCAAGCAGCACAUGGAGACCGCCUUCUUCUGCACCGUCAAGCGACGUUGGCAGCUGGAGAGCCCGGCGCAUGUGGAGGAGCUCCUGUGCGAAUAUGCCAGCCAAGAGGUCAAGAACUGCUUGCCGCCCACCUGGCGCGGGCUACCGCCGGCCUCGGUGUACCGCAGGGAAUCAAUGCGCUCCGUUGUCAAAACGGCGGCAAACCGUGCCCUGUACGACAAAAGUUUCCAGCUGCAAGUGGACGGAGACGAGCACAGGGGCCUGCCCAGGACACAGGACGGGUGCUUGAUCGACGUGCGGACCAUGGACGCGCAGCUGGCCAAGCAGGAGCACGUCAUCACAAAAUGCUUGGGGGUGACUUACCCGCAAGAGCUCUUUGCGAUGUUGGACCGGGACCUGGACUUGGAGGAAUGCUUGCAACAGGUGAAGGACUUCGAGAGCGGGGUCGGGCAGGAGUACGGCGCUGUGGACAUGCCGCCUGAGCUCGGCGACAAGUUGCUGAAGUUGUUCGAGCGUCCCGCCCUCGAGGCGUGCAAGGUUCUCUACAGUUGCUGGGAAAACAUGGCGGUCACACUGUGGUUGAUGAAGUGGGCAGCGCAUAGGCUCUGCGGCACGUCCCAGCUGGAGGAAUUUCACAUCUAUCUGGGAGGGGGCAAGAACGGAAAGAGUUGGUGGAUCGCGCAGCUGCAGGCUUUGUUCGGCACGUACUGUGCGAUGCCCGACUCCGAUCUCCUGACCCGCCGCUUCAACAGCCAGCAGGCCACUCCGCAGCAUAUGGAGCUCCGGGGAGCUCGCCUCCUGCCGUUUCCGGAGAUGAAUGCCUCGCAUCGGCUCCAGGCCGACACACUGAAGUUGUACAGCGAGCACAAGACUGUGAUCCACGCCCGAAACCUCUUUGCCGACUAUGUCAGCUUCCGAGUUCAGUUCGGCUUGGUGAUGUGCUCCAACGAGCGGCUGCACAUGUCUCUUGACGGGGGAACCGACAGACGACUGUCGGUGGCAGAAUGGCCGAUUCAGUUCUGCCAGGUGCCGCGUGCCAGCCACGAGCGGUUGGUGCAGGUCGGGCUCAAGGACGAGCAGAGGCUCGCUGACAACAGCCCAGGGCUUCUCUACGUGCUGCUCAAGGUGUUCAAGGUCUUCGGCGCUGUGCAGGACACUCUGGUUCGACCGUGGCCGCUGUGGGUGGAGCAGGCCACGCGCAGCUACCUGCAAGGCGACUCAGUGGAGUUUGUGUGGGAGUCUUUCGUUGAGACCUGGGAGAUGGCCUCGACACCGUCCAUGGAGUGUGCGGGCUACGGAGUGGUGUCGGAUGCCUGGGUCGCCUUCGCCAGGACAAAGAACGUCGGCGUUUCGGCCGCCGGCAGUCACUUCAAGCAGGCAAUGCUACGCCACAAGCACAAUGGCCGCUACGUGGCCAAGUUCCUGAACGAAAACCAGUGCUUCAAUCAGCCCAAAGGGUCUGCGUAG